AUGAGCCAAACAAUUGAGGCAGAAGAAUCUCCGAAGGUGCUGGACCAAUCCAGCACCUCUGAACAAGGCUCGUCGGCCUCCGACCGCAAAAAGGAGAGGCGCGUGAGAUGGAAGACCGAUCUGAUCAUAUUGCCAUUACUCGUCUCGAUCCAUUUUCUUGCGCAGAUGGGCCGCUCGGAUCUUGCCAAUGCAAAGGUCGCGGGUAUGGAAGAGGAUCUCCAUCUCACGCCUAGCAUGUAUAGCUUGACUGCAAGCAUUUUCCUCGUCGGCUACCUUGUCUUCCAGCUGCCGGCGAUGCUCCUGAUGCGCAAGGUUGGGCCUCCAGUCGAGUUUGCCUGUGCGAUGAUUGUGUGGGGAGUAGUGACGGUUUGUACGAUGAAAGCAACCAACCAGGCUCAACUCAUGGUCUGCCGCACGCUCAUCGGUGCGUCUGAAGCAUUCAUCCAAGGUGCUGUGCUGUACCUGUCGUUUUGGUAUCCAUAUACUGAAUUGGCGACUCGUGGUGCGAUAUUCUACUCCUCUGUCGCACUUGCUGGGUCUUUCAAUGGCUUACUUGCCUAUCUUAUUGAGGGAAACCUCGAUGGUGCCAAUGGAUGGGCUGCGUAUUUUAGGAUCUUCUUCAUCGAAGGGCUCGUUCCAAUGGUAUGGGCAUUUGUCAUCCUGAUACUACUACCAUCAACCCCCGAAACAGUAAAAUGGUAUUUCAAGGCGGAAGAGAAAGAGAUCGUUAUUCGACGCAGUCGAGCGGCUCACAACACUGGCGAAAGCAAAAUCAUUCCAAGACUGAUAUUCAAGGUUCUGACGCAACCCCAAUUUUGGAUGGUGGCGCUCAUCGACUCUGGUUCGCACUUCUGCACGACUUCCUUUUCGAACUUCGUACCAGAUAUCAUCAAAGGGCUUGGCUUUGAGAGCAUACAAGCCCAGUUGAUGACCGUCAUCGUGUAUGCAUCUGCAUUUGUCGGCAUCAUCAUAGCCGCUCGUAUCGCCGACAAGACCCAAAAAAGGGGUAUCUUAAUCAGUAUAUGUGCCUCCUACGCCGUGGUAGGAUAUAUCUUGCUCUUGACAGUCACGAACAAUACCAUACGGCUUGUAGGGACAUGUAUCGUGGCGGCAGGAGUCUAUCCCAUCACUCUCCUCAGUUUGGUGUGGGUGGCCACUAACAAUGUCGGAUAUACAUAUCGCGCCAGCACAGCUGGCUUGAUCAAUGUUUUUGCACAACUCGUUGCAAUAUCGAGCAAUUUCGCAUAUAGUGACCCGCCAUAUUAUCAACAAGGCUUGGCCAUAUCGUUGGCGAUGGUGUCGAUGUCUGGCUUGGUGGCAGGCUUGCAAUGGCUAUACCUUCGUCGAAUGAACAGGAAAAAGGCCGAGCAGCAGUACUCUGCCGAGGCUAACAACAAGAGGAGCCUCAGUAUAGAUGAGAUUGGAAACGCACAUCCUGACUUCUUCUUCUCCUAUUGA
Molecule: messenger RNA, 1458 nt
Organism: Truncatella angustata
Lineage: Eukaryota; Fungi; Ascomycota; Sordariomycetes; Amphisphaeriales; Sporocadaceae
Product: putative pantothenate transporter
Exons: 4
Coding region: 1-1458 (485 amino acids)
Biological process (GO): methylation; transmembrane transport
Cellular component (GO): membrane
Molecular function (GO): methyltransferase activity; nucleic acid binding; transmembrane transporter activity
Source: RefSeq, a predicted model, not a curated record